AUGGAUGUCCACCUCAAGGGCAUCUCCAGCGAUCGUUUGUUUCCAACUUUUGCAACCAGAGGUGGCCGCUGCCUGGACCUCGGCCGGAGCGCCUUCUGCAAGUGUCGCCCGGGCUUUGCCGGCUCCCGCUGCGAACUGAACAUCGACGACUGCGCGUGCAACCCCUGCGCUAACGGGGGCACCUGCAUCGACGGCCCCAACUCCUACUCCUGCUCCUGCACCCUGGGCUACGGGGGGAAGGACUGCAGCGUUCGCAUGGACGCCUGCAGCUCCAGCCCCUGCCAGAACAGCGGGACCUGCUACACUCACUUCUCCGGCCACGUCUGCGAGUGCCCCAGCGGCUUCAUGGGCUCCAACUGCGAGUUCCGCGUCCAGCUGCCCACGCCCGUCAGCAGCCCCUGGAUGGCCGAGGGGCCUUUCCCCACCGCCCUGGCCGUCUCCUUCGCUCUGGGGCUGCUGACCUUGCUGUUGGCCGCCUGCGCCAUCCUGGCGCUGCUUCGGCACAUGAGGAACGGGCCCCACCCGCUGAAAAGCCGCGUCUGCAACGACCUGGCGGCCGUCAACAACUUCCGAGAGCGGGAGAGCCGCCUCCUUCCGCGCGGCUGCUUUAAGGUCUCCAACAAGGACGGCCGGUUUGACGGUGACAGCUUCAACUGCAAGAGGAAACUCCUGGACCAGAGUUACGAGUCCAUCUGCAAGAAGCCGGACAAUAAACCGUCGGAGCUCAGCUGGCCUGUUGUGGCGGAGUGUCCGAAGGACGGUGCUUAUCACCCGAUCUACAUCAUCCCCGGCCAGGUGGAGCCCUGCGUUUACGCCACGGAGGUCUAA
Molecule: messenger RNA, 828 nt
Organism: Thamnophis sirtalis
Lineage: Eukaryota; Metazoa; Chordata; Lepidosauria; Squamata; Natricidae
Source: RefSeq, a predicted model, not a curated record